Molecule: messenger RNA, 3983 nt
Organism: Danio rerio (zebrafish)
Lineage: Eukaryota; Metazoa; Chordata; Actinopteri; Cypriniformes; Danionidae
Source: RefSeq, a predicted model, not a curated record
AUUAAGUGUAUGUGUUGUCCUGGAAGUCCUUGUUGGUUGAGCCCAUCUCUUUAUUUAUGAUAUAACUCAUGAUAUAAUUUUACAAAAUAAACCCUGUUAGAUUGAUACAAAACCACCUUUUUUAAUAUAAUGAUCAUGUGAUUACACAUCGUCCCUUAUUUUUUCCAAAUUGAUAAAACAUAAGAUCUCUUUUUCAAUGCUGCCUACAUUAACGUCUCAGUGCCUUUCAACAAUACUCCGAAUUCAUUCUGCCUGCCAUCAAGGGCAAUUUUGCAUAUCAGGUACUAUGUAAAAUAGCCUCUGCAAGACCACAUGCAGAGAUCUCUCUCCUUUUCCUCUCCUUCCUCCUCCCGCUCCUCUGGUCUAUUCUCUUUCGUUCUUUCUUGCCUUCUCUCAGUCUCUUUUUCUCUUCAAUGGGAAAUGUCUUGAGUUGAGCAAAGAGCAGUUGCAUGCAGGAAGAGCGAUAGUGGAGGAGGGAGGGGGAAGGAGGAGGGUGUUUGCGCAAGCUUGUAGGCAGAUAACAGACCCAACCACAGAUGGUGGAGCGAGAAAGAGAGAGAGAGCGAGAGAGCGUGCGCGGUGGUGUGAGAGAAGGAGGAAGAGAGGGAGGUGCAGUACGUCAGUUCUCCGCUCACUCAGUCACUGUGAAGCAGGUUGAUUUUCUGCUGUCUUUCGUCGCAGCUUUACCGGAGACUCCUGCAUCCAUCUGAGCCUGUUCAAGGAAGAUGCAACACAAUGUUCGUGCAACAUUCUCACACCUUUAGCUCUUUUGAUGGCAAGACUGUGUGACUGCAUGCGAGUUGGUGGAUGACAAGACCAGCAAUUUAUGUGCACUGACAUGCUUUCCCGCACCUUGGGCUGUUUUACUCAUCUCCAGCAGUUGUCGUGGGUUUAGAUCAGCAGGCUAUUGGCUGACAGGAGCGAGAGAAGGUACUUCUGCCUGUUUGUGACCUGUGGAAACAGGAACUGAGCAUCAGAUACCUCUGAGAGAAGUUUCAGGGCUUGUUUCCGGGAGCACGUGGAGCUCUGGCCCUUCACCUGAAGCUGUGGUCCCCCGCUCCCAACCCAUCCUCCCCUUCCCAUCCCUGGAACCUGGAAUGGUGCAUUUGGUCCCACGAAGACCCGUGUAGGGAGUCCCCCAAACUGGAUCCGACCCCGCAAAUGACCGGCAGCAAUAGCAUGAGCAGUGGAUACUGCAGCCUGGAUGAGGAGAGCGACGAUUUCUCCUUCUUCACCGCCAAAACCUCAUUCUUCCGGCGUCCACAGGCAAAACAAGUAGAAAAGAAUGUCACAAAAGAGGAAGAGGAAGACAAGCCUAUAUCUCUCACAGAAGAAGAGAUUAAAGCAAAAAUAGACGACUACAACUCCAAAGUGACGGAGAAUGGGAUGAAAUUAAGCCCAGACGGCACAUACACUGGUUUCAUCAAGGUUCAUUUGAAGUUGCGCAGGCCCGUGACUGUACUUUCUGUGGACGGGAAGUUACCAGGUCCGUGUUCCUCAUCUGAUGGUUCGGAUAACCGCACGUCCUUCUACCUGCCCUCCGAUGCCGUCAAACAGCUCCACAUCAGCAGCACCACCACGGUCAGAGAGGUCAUUCAGGGCCUGCUGAAGAAGUUCAUGGUACAGGACAAUCCACGCAAGUUUGCCCUCUGUCGCCUGACCCGCCGGGACAGCCAAGAUCUUUUCCAGAAGUUGCCCUUAUCAGACUGCCCGCUCUACUUGAGACUGUUAGCCGGUCCAGAUCUAGACAAUCUGAGUUUUGUACUCAAGGAAAACGAGACUGGAGAGGUGGAGUGGCACGCGUUCUCAGUACCGGAGCUGCAGAACUUCCUGAUCAUCCUGGAGAAGGAGGAGAAGGAACGCAUGCGGCAGGUGGAGCAGCGCUACUCCACUUACAGAGAGAAACUCCUACAGGCUCUGGGUGAGGUGGAGAGCAAACCAGGCUAAUGGAGGACAACCAAACUGAGCCAACAGACGCCCAGCAGACCAACUCACAACACCUCCACUCAGGACUUAUUCCAGCACGACUCAGUGACCUUUAACCCUCAAAGACAGGGGAAGCGAUGGAGACGUGAACAAGACUAAGAAGAGGAGGUUGGAGCUAAAGAAGAAUUCCUUCUCUCCUGGAAAACAUGGCACACUGUUGAAAGCCCAGACGUUUGUUUCUGGUAGUCAAGCUUUUUGAUAUUCCAUUGGGUUUCUUUAGUUGUUUUUACAUUCAAUUCCGUCCAUUUGUGUUUUCUUUUUAUUAUAUGCUGCUGCUAUUGCUGCUACUGCAAGUGUUACUUAAAGCAUGACUUUCCCUAGGGUCUCUCAGCUUGUGUCUAUACUGCAUGUCCUCUAUCAGGGAAUAUCUGAAUGAAAGAGCGCUGGGAAAAUAAAAAACAGCACUUCCGAUCCAGAAAGGAAGUGGACAGACUUACUGUAUAGAAAAUAUGACGCCUGUGAGAUAUCGGAGGACAAAUAACCUUAUCCAAAUAUCAAAUUACAAACUUUAUAACUGAUUAUUAGAACAUGCUACUCUACAAACAAAAAGGAUUAUUCUAUUUGUACUGGAGGUUGUCUUAAUAUAGCUAUAAAUGUACUGUAUUGCUGACAAUGUUUCACCAGACUGUUCAAUAUUUCACCCCACAAUCUCCAUUCAAAGGAUCAAAACAGUUUCUAUCAUUCUAUUCUGGCCUUUAUUUGGCCAGAUUUUACACAUAAACUUAGAAAUGUACGAUAUAACUCGCAGCCUUUCUGAUAUAAUCCUUUUUUUAUAAGAUAUCAUUUUCUCCACCUUUUUCCAUCAGAAUUAUGAAUAAAUUCAUGAAGAUUCUGAUUUAAUUUCUUAUCAUUUUGAGUUUAUAUAUUGACAAUUUUUGUUGAAAGUUUAUAGGCUUUAUAUCUCUAGUUUAACUCAAAAUUGUGAGAUAUGAGCUCAAAAUGAUCUGAGAUUCACUCAGAAUUACUUGAUGUUAACAUAAAAUUGUGAAAAACAACCCAGAAUUUUAACUUUUCUCACAAUUCAGUUUAAAUCAUCAAAAUGGUGGAAAUCUCAAAAAAGAAGGCCCAACAUCUGUUUACCAUAUCUACACAGCAAACAAUUCUGUGUUUAAUAGACAUCUAAAUGUAGACAGCUUCGCUACAACAAGAAUAAACUUGGGCUGUCAGUAAAAAUCGAUAUAGAUAUUAUAGACAUAUAGAUAAUAGACAUCUAAGAAUAACCCAAAACUAGACUAGUUGUCAAAUAAACUAACUUUAUAAGUGUAUUGAUUCAUUUAUGUCUAUUUGAUGACUUGUCUAGUUUUGGCCUAUUCUUAGACGUCUUAUAUAUAUUAACAGACAGCCCAAACUUAGCCUUGUUUUAGCUAAGAUGACUAUGUUUAGACAUCUAUUAGACAUCUUUUAAAAUGAAAAAGUGCUUGCUGGAUAUAAAGAGCUAUUUUAAAAUGCCUAAAGCCUUCAUGGACACAGCUACUCUUUAAAAAAAAAAAAAAGCCCCAUCUCACAUUCAGGUGUCCCAUGAAAACUUGUGUAAACCCUCGGCAUUGAGCGAUCAGCUCAGUCUCUCAGGCGGAUCUCUGCUUUUUGAGGAUUGUGGUUGUGUUUAUCCGGUGAGCUUUUCUCAGUCGCUUCAGCUUUUAUCAUGUAAUACACAAGGUCAUGUCUGAUUAGGAUGAGCUCAGCUGAAACAAACCUUGAGGAUUUCAGUCUGUGUUACACCAAAGGAAAACAGAAAGUUCUCUAUAUUGUGAUUAUAACUUAAAGCUUUUACAAGGCAGUGCAGACAUUAUCAUACAGAAGCUUGUCUUUUUACAAAGUAAAAAACAAAAAAUUGUGAAUUUGUAAAUUGUUAACUUCUCAGAAUUGCAGAAUUGACCCGUAUCCAUCGAAGCGUUAUUGUGCAGCUGAAAAUGCCAGAGCUCUUCUAACAACGCUUUGUUUAUUUUGGAGGGUUGUUUUCUGACACAAAGUAAAAAGUAAAAAAAAAAAAAAAAAAA